CAGCGGAGCGGGGUCUGUGCGGGGGCCGCAGAAGAGGAGGUCCUGAAAGGAAGAACCAACAAGGAAAGCGCUGCACCGGCUGGCCUGGCCUGCCUGUAGCGAACUUUCUUCAGAGAGGAUUGGCUCCUUCCCUUUCACCUCUCCUCCGUCUCCUCCCUUCUUUCUCUCCCAAACCUUCAUACGCACCAGUCCUCUCCAACUCUCCAACGCAGCAAGGCGAAAAGAAGGAAGAGAACAGUGAAAAGGAGCCGCAGCAACUUUUUUGGACCAACAGGAAACUUCUAAGGAUGGCAAACGUGGCAGUUCUGCAGACGGACAACUUGGAUACGCAAAGGGAGUAACUUUUUUUUUUUUUCCCUAAAGAGGUAAACAUAAGUGAGGAAGCGCUUUUUUGAGGGGGUCCAACGUAUGAGACGUCAAAGUUUUCCCUCGGAUAACAAAGCGGGAUUCCUCUGAGCUGGAGCUGAAGCCAACAGAUUUCAUGUCCUCGGAUUUCUGCACAGGGCAGUGAAGGAUGCCAGGAUGCCCUGUGUGAUGAUCUCCCAUCUGCUCGUCAUCUGGCUGAGUGUCCACAGGCUGGUGUGGUGCUCGGAGCGCGCCUCGGCACGGGAGCGCUUUAAGGUGGUCAUCGCGCCCCUCAUCUGCAAGCGGAUCUGCCUGAAGGGAGAGUGCCAGGAUAAUUGCGAGCAGGGCAACAACACCACGCUGAUCGCGGAGAACGGGCAGGGCGCAGACACGCUCAUCGGACAGGGCUUCAGGGUUGUUGUGUGUCCCUUGACAUGCAUGAAUGGAGGAGUAUGCAGUUCCAGGAAUCAUUGUCUCUGCCCUCCUGGCUUCACCGGUCGGCUCUGUCAGUUUCCACUACAGCAAGCCCAGGCUGCACACGGCAACAGGCAGCCCGUGUACCCUGCUUCUCUAAAACCAGAUGGCCAAAAGCUGGUGGAGCACACGGCCAUGGGGCGCACCCAGAUGACACACGCGGUUUUCCCUCUGCCCUUGUCACAAGUGGGGCACCACUCAUCAGAAGUGCAGAUCAACGUACGUGUUCACCACACGCCAGACACCUCGGUCAUCAUUCUGCCCCACGACCAAGCAGACUCCAUACCUCCUCACAAAAUGGUAACACGGCCCUACGCAGUGAGACACAAACCAAAGGGGCGCUGCUUUCAGGAGACCACGCCCAAACAGGCCUGCAACAGCACGCCGCUUCCUGUCCUGACCAAUCAAGAGGAUUGCUGUGGCAGCGUGGGAAACUCAUGGGGACAGAACAAGUGUUACCAGUGCCCCAAAUUACCAAAUGCAUCAGUCAAACACACCAUUGUGGAAGAUUACGGCUCUACCUGUCCACAAGGCUAUAAACGAUUCAACAGCACUCACUGUCAAGACAUCAAUGAGUGCACCAUGCAUGGAGUCUGUCAGAAUGGAGAAUGUCUUAACACACUAGGCAGUUUCAAGUGUUCCUGCAAAUCCGGUUUUGUUUUGGAGAGGAAUCGAUGUGUUGAGUCUCCACCAGAGCAGGCGCAGUGCUUCCUGAUGGCAUCUGACAUCAGGGGCUGUGAGCACCCGCUGCCGCACCAAAUCACCCAGGAGAUGUGCUGCUGCACUGUGGGCAAAGCCUGGGGCCGCAAAUGUGAGAGAUGUCCUCGGGUGGGCACAGUGCCCUUCAGUAAGAUUUGCCCUGCUGGGAAAGGAUACUUUCUCCAAAGUAUAACAGAGACUGUGGCUUUGCCUCCCAUCAUCUUUCACCACAAUCUACCAGUUGUGACGGAGAAGCCUCCAGAGCCGACCACCGUGCAGCAGCCUUCCAUCAGCACAACCCGGCCACGAGUACCUGUUGUUAAACCCACUCCUCCGACAAUCGUCCGAAUCCCCCCUGGCAAUGACCCCCUCGAAAUAGAGACUAAAGAUAUACUGGGGGCAGAUGAAUGUGGGCUGAGCAGAAACAUUUGUGGUCAUGGAGAGUGUGAGAACAGCCCAAACGGCCACAUCUGUCAGUGUUACCCAGGCUAUCAUCUGAACCUGCAGAGGAACAUCUGUGAGGAUGAUAACGAAUGUGACACAGAGCCAUGCGGCCAUGGUAGAGGCCGCUGCGUUAACACAGAGGGAGCGUACAAGUGUCAGUGUCGCCUGGGCUACAAACACAUGGUGCAGCAUGGAAGACUGAAGUGCAUAGACAUGAAUGAAUGCCUUAAGCCAGACAUCUGCGGUGUCGGAGGCCACUGUGUCAAUCUGCCUGGCUCUUUUAAAUGCGAUUGUCACAGCGGCUUUAGGACCAAGUCACACCGUUACCCAGCCUGUGAAGACAUUAACGAGUGUUUGAGUCCAGAAGCUUGUCCUAAUGAGCAGUGUGAAAACACACCGGGCUCCUAUGAGUGUGUGCCAUGUUUGCCAGGUCAUGAGGCCCAUGCUGGCACCUGUUAUGACAUUAAUGAGUGUCAGAAGCCUGGUAUCUGUCCUAAUGGGCAUUGUGAGAAUCUCCCUGGUACUUAUCGAUGCCUGUGCAAUGAGGGCUUCCUUCACUCUGUAGACAGCAAAAGCUGUAGUGACAUUGACGAGUGUGCGGACGUUCGACUGUGUGCUUAUGGCCGCUGCAUCAACACAGAAGGCUCCUUCAAGUGCCACUGCUACCCAGGAUACCAGCGCACACAGGAGGGCAGCCACUGUGAAGACAUUAAUGAGUGUGAGAGGCCAUCGAGCUGUCUGAGGGGCCGAUGUAUUAACAGCAUGGGGUCAUACCACUGUGAGUGCCAGAAGGGGUACACACUGGUCAGAGGCAGGGAAUGCCAAGACAUAGACGAAUGUGCUGCAGACAGGAAUCUCUGCCAGCCGUAUGGCUCAUGUGAGAACAGACUGGGCUCAUACGUAUGUGUCUGCAAUCACGGUUAUGUCCUCUCAGAGGACAAACGCAGCUGCGAAGCGGUUCGAAUGCUGACUGACGAGAAGAAGGAGUGUUAUCUGAACCUUGAUGACACAGUGUUCUGUGACAGCGUUUUGGCCAUCAAUGUCACCAAACAGGAGUGCUGCUGCUCCAUCGGAAUGGGAUGGGGGGAUCACUGCGAGAUCUACCCCUGCCCCGUCUCCCACUCAACUGAGUUCCACUUCCUCUGUCCACACGGACAAGGUUUCUACAGUGAACAAAGACUUCAGUACAGUCUACCUGCCUACCAUGAUAUUGAUGAGUGCACUCUGUUUGCUGAAGAAAUCUGCAAAAAGGGGCGUUGUGAAAACACUCUGCGAGGUUACGAGUGCUACUGUCAACAAGGCUUUUACUAUGACAGCAACCUUCUUGAGUGCAUUGAUGUAAACGAAUGCCACGAUGAGUCUCUUUGCUCCAAUGGUCGAUGUGUCAACACUGAUGGGGGCUUUUAUUGCAUCUGUGACCGGCCCUGGAUCCCCGACUCCAGCAGAAAAAAGUGUGUGAUGCCAACAGUAGCAGACAUCAAUGAGUGUGGCAACCCAGGAAACUGUAAGAAUGGCUUAUGUGUGAACACAGUGGGUUCGUACUACUGUGUUUGUUCUCUGCCCUGGACUCUGGCCAUGGACCGAAACAGCUGUGUGACUCUCGAGGAGCAGGCUGAUGUGAAUGAGUGCCAGGACCCCUCGUACUGUAAGAAUGGGAGGUGUGAGAACACGCCCGGCUCCUUUCACUGUUUUUGCGACCCUCCCCUCACCUUCAGCGCGGCGCUGAAGCAGUGCGUCUAUGACGAUCGUACUGCAGCCCAUAAAGAUGUGUGUUUUGAGCAGGUGGACGAGGGUCUCAUCUGCAGUCGGCCCUUCGACAAAGUGGUGACUUACUCUGAGUGCUGUUGUCACUACGGCCGUGGCUGGGGGCCGGAGUGUAACACCUGCCCACCCAGAAAUUCAGAAAUGUUCAGUCAUCUAUGUAAGAUGCAACUCGAGACUGAGUCGGAUGGGGAUCAGGAUUUCCUGGCAGCUUUCGCAAACUACAACCCAGGUGACAGUUCAGAGGAGGAUUCAGACGAAUGCAGCUGUGCAAAUGGCCGCUGUGUCCGCUCCUACCUGGGCACCAUGUGUGAAUGUAACGCAGGCUUUAGGCUAGACCACUCCCGUGCUCGCUGUAUAGACAUUGACGAGUGUGCAGAGCCGGGCCCACGCACCAGCCCCUGCAAAAACGCUCGCUGUGUGAACACUCCCGGCUCAUACAAGUGCUUCUGCAAACACGGCUUUGUGGCCUCACGCCGUCAAAACGUAUGCGUGCGCCGCAGAACUCAGUAAGGAUCUGCGCGCCGUCCGGAUUGUCCAUGUAAACGCAGCAUAACAUCGCCCCAACAGACAUGCUGUCGCACAACUCUCUGUCCUUGUAUGGCUGCGUGAAUACGCUACCAACCUGAAAGCAUGGUUCACCUUGGGAGAUACGUAGACCCAUCUGAAAUGUACAAAACAUUAUCUUUUUCCCACCCUUUCACUUCAAAAAAUAAGCAAACCACAUUAGGAUAAUGUUUGUUUAAUGGUUAAUUUUCUUGUAAUUAUUGUUUUCUAAACUCUUUUUUAGUUUAAUAUUAAAGUGUAUAUUUGUGUGAUUUUUUUGUGUUUAUUGACAUCCUCCAUUGGUUUGAUCAUGAGCUCUAGUUUUAAAAAAGAAAUACAUCUCAAAGAUCUCCAUGGCAUUACUGUUGAAAUUUUUUACAUUCCCCUUUAAACCCACAUCCAGUCAUGUUUAAUAAUACAUUAUCUGAAGUGUAUUUUCUACAGUAAUUAUUACACAUUGUUUGUGUUUUUGUACAGUUUGUUCAGUGGAAUGACCCCUUUGCUCCUCUGUUUAUUUGUUGAUGUAAAGUAUGAAAUAAAUGAGGAUUUUGUUACCAUUUGACAAGUGCACCAAAACGGACUUUGGGGAAGAGGUGAGGUUGAUGCACAAUGCAGUAGGAAUAUAGUGGGAAAUGUUUGCUAAAUGUAUCUUCUUCUAGAAAAAGACCGGAAAGCUGUUAUAUUUGCUGAAUCAAAUUAUUAGCCAAAGAAGCUGUUGGGAGGAGACAAAUGUAAUUAAAAAAAUCACUUUUAGAAAA
Molecule: messenger RNA, 5027 nt
Organism: Girardinichthys multiradiatus
Lineage: Eukaryota; Metazoa; Chordata; Actinopteri; Cyprinodontiformes; Goodeidae
Gene: ltbp3
Product: latent transforming growth factor beta binding protein 3
Exons: 29
Coding region: 523-4236 (1237 amino acids)
Cellular component (GO): membrane
Molecular function (GO): calcium ion binding
Source: RefSeq, a predicted model, not a curated record